ACUCGACGUUUUACGUUAGUGACGGACGUUUUCGUAGAGCCGUAAAAUGCAGUGGUCGUUGCCCCUGGAAACGCCAUGUAGGAAGUAAAUUUGCCAGGAGCAGCUGUUUUUGUUUAGCUCUUUUUGUGCUCGAAUUGAACUUUUGACUUCUCGAAUUUCUUACUUUUUAACCUUUAGGCUCCGAUCAGUUUUAAUCUAUGAAUCGAAGCCAAGGUCAGGGGGCAGCCCGAGCCAAACAGUUAGGGCUGCUCCUGGACCUGCCCCCUGAUGGGGAGAUGGAUGAUGAUGGGAAUGAUGAAGAGCUGGAAGCAGAACUCAUGAAACUGGUGGGGGGAGGAGGAAGAUCACCAGGGAAGAAAUUUGAAGGCAGAGCUCCUGUUGCCAUGGCUGAAAUCGAGCGAAUGGCAGCUCUCUGUAUGAAAGACCUGGAUGAUGAGGAGAUGGGAGGUGACAAUGUGGAUGAUGAUGAUGAUGAUGAAGACCUGUUGGCAGAACUCAUUGAGGUUUUGGAAGACGAUGACAACCAAAGUCCAGCUUCUGUCCCGCCUGCUGUCACUCCAACUCUCCCCAAAGUGAGCGUCCCACCCCAUUCUACUGCUGCUGCUCCUAUGGGUGGAACUGGAUUGGAGUCCCGCUUACAAGAGCGCCUCGAAAUGUAUGAAACAGCUAUAUCCAAUGCCAAGGCUGCCGGAGAGAUGAGCAAAGCUCGAAGAUAUGACCGCGGAUUCAAGACCCUGCAGUCCAUGAUGGCAUCUGUCAUGAAAGGAAGACCAAUAAAUGAGGAUGAGAUCCCACCUCCUGUGGCUCUGGGUGGAAAAUCCAGCCUUCCGGCUGAGUCUGAACCAAACAGGGAGCAAAACCUGGAGCCGACACCGUCGCCAACACUGACGCCCUCCCCUCAGACCAACCAGAAACCUCUACAGGAGGCAGCACCAAUGGCUCCUAAUCCUAAGCCCCUCCUUCAGACCAAGACACAAAAGCCUGCUGUUGACAUCAGUCCAGAGACACCUGCUGCAUCCCCGCUCACCCCAAACCAGCUGAACGUACAGCACUUACAGUUGAAACAGGCAGUAUUAUCCAGGCAGAGGGAGUAUAAAAUUGCUGCCCUACAGGCCAAGCAGUGUGGAGACAUGGACCAGGCCAAACAGCAUUACCUCACAGCCAAGAAGCUGGACAAACUGGUGGAGGCGCUGGACGCAGAUGAACCAGUCAACCUUAGUUCACUACCGCCCUCUCCUGGGCAUGAAGAAGAAUCAGAGCAUCGUGCUGUUACUCCUUCUCAGUCUUGCUCCAAACCUGAUCCACCUGCUCAAACCCCGGUGUCUGCUGCUGAGCUGCCUGCCCCCAGCAGUUUAGCAGAGGCCCUGCAGCAGAGGAUGGAGAUAUACAAGUCAGCAGCAGAGGGCGCCAAGAGCACAGGAGAUGACCGUAAGGCCCGCAUGCACCAGCGCAUUGUCAAGCAAUACCAGGAUGCCAUUAAAGCUCAUAAGGCUGGCCGACCCAUUAGCUUGUCAGAACUGCCGGUGCCACCAGGCUGUCCACCGCUCCAGGGCUCAGAGCAGGUUCAACAGCAAAGCUUCAUCGGUGUCUUGGAAACGGCAAUAAAAAUUGCCCAUCAGGAUGCAGAUGCAGAAGAUGAAAACGCUGAUGGUCCACAGGUCGCGAAGCCAGCCGCACCUCCACACACACACAAAGCAAAAUCUCCUGCUGCUCCGGCUCCUGGCGACUCUGCAGCCGUUAAACUGGGACCUAAAGCUCAGCAGCAGCUGGACUUCCUGUUGCUGAGGCGACAGUCAUUUAUGCGCGCAGCGCUGCACUCCAAACACAUGAAGGACAUGACGGCAGCAGCGCAGCACCUCAGACAUGCCAAAGGACUGGACACCAUGAUCACCGCUGCUACCGCUGGGCUACCUGUUGACAUCUCUAAGAUUCCCAGCAUUCCCAUCAGUGAGGAGGAUUAUUCCCUGUCUCAUUCUCGGACGUCACCUCGCUCUGCACGCUCCAGCGAGCAGUAUCAUGGCCUCAUGGAACUUUUGAGGAAGCAGCAUGAGAAAUGUCUGGGCUUCUCUCAGCAGUUCAUAGAAUUGGGUAACGUGGCAGAAGCUCUAAAGUUUGAGAAGCUGCUGAAUGAAUGCAUGAAGAACUUGGACAUACUGAAGAAUGCGUACGCUCAGGGCCAUCCGGUCCCAAAGUGCCGCACCGAGGAGAGAAAGUUCACCACCAUCAGGAACAACCCCAAACUGGCGCCCAACGACUUGAUGCUCUACAUCAUAAGGGGCGUCAACCUGCCAGCUCCUUCAGGUGUCUCACCUGACGAUCUGGAUGCCAGUGUGAAGUUUGAGUUUCCUUUUCCCAGUGUGGAGGACGCUCAGAGGGACAAAACCAGUACAGUCAAGGACACCAAUAAUCCAGAGUUCAAGGAGCAGUUCAGACUGAAUAUCAACCGCUCCCACCGCGGCUUCAGACGAGUGGUUCAGUCCAAAGGCAUUAAGUUUGAAAUUAUUCACAAAGGAGGCUUUUUUAAGACGGACAAAAUCGUGGGCACGGCUCAACUCAAACUAGAUUCUCUAGAAAACCACUGCGAGAUCCGAGAACUGGUCGAGGUGAUGGAUGGCCGCAAACCCACCGGAGGCAAGUUGGAGGUUCAGGUGAAGAUCAGAGAGCCUUUGUCAGGAAGUGAUCUUCAGUCUGUGAAAGAAAUGUGGCGGGUUCUGGAUCCAGUCACCUAUAUGUCUCCUCCAGAGAGACAGAAGGAACAGGCUCUGUCUCCUCGGUCCAAACCAAGACACGAAACCAGCAGCAGGACCGGUCGCCUCAGCAGCGCUCCCCCACAGUACAAACUCCACAGCUUCAGCCUCCUCAACUACGACAAGGACAGGAUGGAGAGAAAGAUUGCAGAUUACCGUAAGAACCGGCGGGAUCCGCCCUCUGACCUGGUCCAUCAACACAAAGAGAUUUGUCAUCGGCUUCAGUGGCAGAAGUCACAGCUGGAAGGGGCGUCUUCUGGGCAGCUGACGGAGUACGAGAAUGUGUUAUGCCGCUUUGUUCAAGGGCUGGCUGACUCGGUGAAGAAAUUCUCCAGUCAAGGCAAUAGGGAAGCUGCUAAGGAUGCUCUGGGCAGACUGAAGAUGGUGGAGAAUGAGAUGGAAUCGUUGAAAAGGAAACGCACUGGAUGACAGAGUGACGUGCUGGAGCUCCAUCACAUCUUGAAUAAACAUGCACAAAAACACUACAGCGCCGUCUAUAGGCAGCUUUAUCAUGAAUCUGCGUGGUCACGGCUGUGACGCCUGCAUGCUGUGUUAGACGCUAAUUAAGAAACGGUGUGAUGUGACGAGGUGAGCCGUGAUUAUUUGCACUGAGAAACAAACACUAAAGGAAAUUGCCUUGUUAUCGUUAUUCCCGUCAUUCCCACUUUGUCAAUUGAGAUCUGUAGGAUUAUGUCCCUGCUGCUGGACACUGACUCGGUUGCUUGGUGUCCACAGAUGACCACAGAUGUGCCUGUAAAGUCUGGCUCACGGCCCGCUGAGGCAUUUUUAAUCCUUUUCCCACAUUGUAUGCAUGUAAUAAGAUUAAUGGAAUCUCUCUGCUCCAGCAUUCCCAGAUUACAGUAAUCUGCUCAUUUGGAGGGCUGUGAUACAGGAAUUAAAAAACAAGACCUUUAAGGCAUCAUUGCUCAAAUGUUUGCUGGAAGUUAGAGGCCUCGAUCUGACAGCCCGAUGGAACUGAUGAUGGUGUCACAGUCACGUGCCCCUGGUCAUGUGACUGCAUUGACCUUUCACCUGCUGUGACAGCGGCAUUUUCUGGUGGGCAAUAAUUAAAUGAAUCCAAUCAGUGAUGUUUCUAAAUGACUCCAGGAGCCCAGGUUUCACAUUUCUUUGCGUACUUCAAGUUUUUCCCUCUAAACUGAUUUGAACAUUGUUCUUUAAAGUUUUGUCUUCAGCAUUAAAUAGAAACCUACGUGUGCAGUUUGAGGCUGAAGGUUUCUGCCAAAUAUCAGAAUGUUAAUGAGGUGCAGGAGUGACAGGAAAAAAACCCACAACUCUCAAAAUGUUCCGAACUUUACAAAUCAGAAACUCAGGUGGCUUAUAAUGAGCAGACAUGGCAACACGGAGCACUGUGGUGGUUUGGUUCAAACCGCUUCUCCUAUUUUGAGAUCAGAUUAAACUGAAGUUUCAGAUAUCUUUUGGAUUUAAGAUCAGAAAGUCUUUAAAACAUGAGGAAAAUGAAAUAAAUGUAUAAAAUCCAAAAUACUGGAUCGCAUCACUUGGAAGAGGAUGUGCUGCUACGGAACAUCUAACUUCUGGAAGUGUCCUUGGUUCUGGUUUGAAACUGCUCAGUGGUCCAACUGGAUUGUCUGCUGAAUGUCACAGCUCCAUGAAUAAAGUCAUCACAGCAAAUGUCCCUCACCGUGCGGUUCCGGGGUCACGGUUCCUGGUUACAGUUCCUUCCUUUGAUGUCAUAUCACCCGAAGAUCUUCAGUUUCUGCAUCUUAAUCAUGCGGCUCCAGUUUGUGAUUUGAAUUAAACACAAUCAUAUUGACUCAGCAUGGCAGACCGCAGGGUGCGGUUUAGGUAUUUGUGUGUAUAUGGGUGGGGGGUGUACUGUGACUGAGGAGACGCAGAACAACCUGUAGUCUUGUCCAAAGUCUGAAAAGCUUUGGUGUUUCUUGUCUUUGUGUUCCAUUCUACUGUCAAACUGUGACUGGUGUAGAAAACCUCUUCAGUCACAGCCACCAAGGCUUUGAGCUGCUUCAGGGCUCUGGGUGGCGUCCCUCAGGUGUCACUUUUGUGCCCACUCUAUUUUUCCUUCAGACACUUUGCUGUGUUUGCUGACUGGCUUCAUUUGUGGAAUUGUUUGUUGAAGGGUUUGUCUUCUUUAUUUUGGGUGUGGGUCGGAACCCCUGACCUGCACAGCGUCCGUCCACCUGCUCCCUCACAGCUGAUGGCCUCUGGAGCACAACACUAAAUCAGCUCUUGUGCCGGGGGGGCGGAUGGAAAACCUGCAGGUUGGAUCCCUGAGGACCAGGGUUGGACCAGGAUUGGAGACUCUCUGUGGACUUUCUUCUUUUGUGUUAAAUAUGUUUUUCUGGGCGAACUGAUGACAUGAAUAAACUGCAGCGAGGACUUCCAGAAUAAAACAUUUAAUCAGUGUAAAGAGCUUUAUUGUGAAAGGUAGUUGUUUUCUGGUGUUAAGAAUCACGUGAUGUGAACGUUGUUUGUUUUGACAGCAAACAUAAACAACGGGAUGUUAAUUUAAGUGUUUACUGGGAUCAUCAUAUUUUACGAAAUAAAGUGAUUUCAUCUGUG
Molecule: messenger RNA, 5306 nt
Organism: Thalassophryne amazonica
Lineage: Eukaryota; Metazoa; Chordata; Actinopteri; Batrachoidiformes; Batrachoididae
Gene: cc2d1a
Product: coiled-coil and C2 domain containing 1A
Exons: 28
Coding region: 198-3176 (992 amino acids)
Biological process (GO): regulation of transcription by RNA polymerase II
Cellular component (GO): nucleus
Molecular function (GO): DNA-binding transcription repressor activity, RNA polymerase II-specific; RNA polymerase II cis-regulatory region sequence-specific DNA binding
Source: RefSeq, a predicted model, not a curated record